Messenger RNA from Trematomus bernacchii (emerald rockcod), 791 nucleotides. RefSeq names its product D-dopachrome tautomerase (gene ddt). Bases 83 to 439 code for a protein of 118 amino acids. The record is from RefSeq and is a predicted model, not a curated record. NCBI's taxonomy places the organism in Eukaryota, Metazoa, Chordata, Actinopteri, Perciformes, Nototheniidae. Gene Ontology annotation, molecular function: phenylpyruvate tautomerase activity. The transcript is spliced from 3 exons.
CUCGGCUGCUCUCCUGUCGCUGCUCUCUGGUCUCCAUACAGUUUCGGGCAGACUUGACUCCAGCAGACUUCAGAAAAUCAGAAUGCCUUUCGUCGACAUUCAGAGUAACCUGCCGGCCAGCUCUUUCUCGGAGGACUUCCUGAAGAAGCUGUGCUCCUGCACCGCUGCUGCUCUGGGGAAGCCCGAGGAGAGGAUGCACCUGGUGGUGCAGCCCGGGCUGCCCAUGCUGGUAGCCGGCUCCUGCUCUCCGUGUGUCAUUCUGUCAGUGUCUGCUAUCGGUGUGACCGACACCGCUGACAAGAACAAGGAGCACAGCGCCAAGAUCUUCGAGUUCCUGACCAGAGAGCUCAGUCUGACUGCAGACAGGAUUACCAUUCAGUUCCACGCGCUGCAGCCUCACCAGGUGGGGAAGAAGGGGACCGUCAUGAGCUUCUUGUAAAAGACGUUGCUGUGGUGGAGACGUUACACAAUGUGAUUCAUGAAAGAAGUAAAGACAGCAUAAAUCAGUACGAAACAAACACCAAGUAAAAGAUCUAGACAUUAACACAAAGUAAAAUGCUAUAAACUGUUUUUCAGUUUGAUGGUUGCCAACACUAAGAUCUUCCUAACCUGUUAUCCAGUCAAUUUAGUUUAGGAUUAACCUUUUUUUUUACUCUGUUGAUGGGAUUGACAAUUUCACGAGUAAUGCAUUACCUAUAAAAAGUUUGUAUCCCUCUAUUACCCAGAGCAGGUUAGUUUGAAUAGUGGCAUUUUAUUUGAAACACAAUAAACAAACAUUCUUAAUCUUUGAA